AUGGUAUACCCCACUUCAUUAUGCAGCAAAAUAUGGGGAAAAGAGGUCGCUGAAAUUCUUAUAUCACAUGGGGCAAAUGUCAACUCAAUUGUAAAUAAUGAAAAGACUCCUCUUCAGUUUGCAGCAGAAAAUGGGAAAAAAGAGGUCACCGAAUUUCUUUUAUCGCAUGGGGCAGAUGUCAACUCACCUGAUGUUACUGGAUGGACUCCUCUUCAUUUUGCAGUAAAAAAUUCGAGUAAUGAAAUAGCACAACUCCUCAUUUGGCAUGGUGCAAAAAUUGAGGCAAAAAAUAGUGAUUUUGAAACCCCCCUUCAUGUUGCAGUCAGAGAAGGCCAAAUUGAUAAUGUCAAACUUCUAAUCAAAUAUCAUGAAGAUGUUCAUGCUUUAACAAGACACGGUUGGUCAAUUCUUUUUAUUGCACAUUUUCAUGGAAAAGAUGAAGUAGAGGCCUUCCUGAAGUCAAUUAAAGUGGAUAAAAAACUAAAAAAGAAAAAAAUAAUAAAUACUUAUUUGGAUAUUGACAUCAUAAUACAAAAGAAGAAGAAACAUGCAAAUGUAAUAAAGAUCAGGUAG
Messenger RNA from Trichomonas vaginalis G3, 573 nucleotides. RefSeq names its product spectrin binding. Bases 1 to 573 code for a protein of 190 amino acids. Gene Ontology annotation, molecular function: protein binding. The record is from RefSeq and is a predicted model, not a curated record. NCBI's taxonomy places the organism in Eukaryota, Parabasalia, Trichomonadida, Trichomonadidae. The transcript has a single exon.